AUGAUCUUGCACGUUCGUUGUGUGGGAACUCUAGUAGUUCUAAGAACUCCAACAACUACGGUAGGCUUCUUACAAGUAGCCUACCUUAUGAUCUUGCAAGAAGUUGACAAUUUCUGGAACGACAUUGAAAAUGAACAUAUCCGUAAAAAAAUUAAUACAGAGGAGAACAAAUUGCUUAUAGACGAGUUUAAAAUAGCUCGUGCCAUAAGUAAAGGGGUUUUGAAAGCAACUAAAACAAUUAUGGAAAACGUUGAUGUAAAACUGAGAUCUAAUUGGAAACUUAGCUCAUCUGAUACAUCCAAGCAUAUGGAUAAAAUUGAAUGUGCAGCAGCGAAAAAGAUCGAAACAACCAGCCCAUCUAUUACUACAUACGCAUCACCUACAAUAACAAGUGGUGUUGAUGAGACUUUGGAAGAACGUGAGAAAAUUGAAAUCAAUCUUGUAAGCAUUAAGAAACAAUUGGAGAUGGUGCCAUCGAUUGAGUGGACAGUUGGCGAUAUAAAUGUUACGCAGAAGUUUCGCCAGUACCAGCAAAGUGUUGUCGACAAAGCGAUGAAGUAUGAAUUGAAAUGGAAUAAUUCAUAUGAGAUUUUAGCAUUAGCAUCUAUUAUGAUACUUUCUUGGCCAUGCCCAUAUCCAAAAUUUUUUACCAACCGCGAAUGGCAUCAAAUAACUCAAACGAAUACAUACGUAAUCCACUAUCCUGUAAUACCGUCAACAAUCUCAGCUGUUCUUCGAGAAGUUGCAAUGAAACGUUUAAUGGGCAUUGAAAGCUAUAUGCAACUCGAUGGAUCGGAACUGAGCAAAGUCGUUGCUCGUACAUUUAAUAAUUUGUGCGAUAUUCUCGUCCGGUUCUCAGCCAAAACAUCUGAAGAAAUACAUUGUGAUAGGCUGUUGUAUCCAUAUAUAAAUUCUUUAUUUUUUAGACGUCUUGCAGAAUAUGAAGUCCGACUUAAUAGUGCAGUAAGUGGCAUAAAAAAACGUCUUGACUUCUCUUGCGUUGUUGAUGAUGUGCCUAUACUUGACUCGGAAAUAAAGCCGCUUGGAGUAACACCACUUGGAAGAAAGAAAGACUUUAUCAAGGCACAUUUAAGAGGAAAGAAGUCUGUGAAUCAACAAUUAAACUUAAAAGGUGGUCCCGGCGAAGCAGGAUUGUUAAUGAAUAUGGGCGAUGAAGUUGAAUCUUUUUUUAUGGACUACAGAUUCGGGAUAUACUGCUCAUGGCCUUUUCAGAGGACGAGAUUAGCAAUUGAUAGAGCUUCAAUACCAUUAAUAGAAUCCAAUAUUUGUCACUUUGAGCGGAUAAACAAAAUUGCCGAGGAUUUUAAAAACCGAAAUCGACCAUCUACGCCACCUCUGCAAAUGAGCUUUAUGACCGAAUUUCCCGAUUCUCCGCAACUUAGGCAAUUGCUUAAUUAUAAUCUGUCAUGA
Paraglomus brasilianum is the source of this 1431-nucleotide messenger RNA. The record is from the annotation of a GenBank genome assembly. NCBI's taxonomy places the organism in Eukaryota, Fungi, Glomeromycota, Glomeromycetes, Paraglomerales, Paraglomeraceae.